Paramacrobiotus metropolitanus is the source of this 1164-nucleotide messenger RNA. RefSeq lists its product as uncharacterized. Bases 1 to 1164 code for a protein of 387 amino acids. The record is from RefSeq and is a predicted model, not a curated record. Lineage: Eukaryota; Metazoa; Tardigrada; Eutardigrada; Parachela; Macrobiotidae. The transcript has a single exon.
AUGGCCAAAAUGGAUGUAAAAUCAGCCUUCCGACUGAUACCGGUACGCCCGGCGGAGUGGAAUCUCCUCGGCUAUCAGUGGAACGGUGAGUUUUACUUUGAUGUAGUGUUGCCUUUCGGGUGUAGGGCAUCGCCGUACGUGUUCGAGCAAUUCGCUGGCGCAAUCCACUGGAUCGUGUCGAACCGCACCGGUCUAGUCAGCAUGCUCCACUACGUCGACGACUACUUCUCUGCUGGAAAACCUGGAAGUAAUCAGUGCGGCACAUUGAUGUCCACCAUGACUCAGACGUGCAGUGAACUCGGGGUCCCUUUGGCACAAGACAAGACGGAAGGGCCCGCGACUCAGCUGACGUUCCUGGGCAUCCGGCUAGAUUCUGUCCGACAAACCCUUAGCCUCCCCGACGAUAAACGUCAGAUUAUCGAAGAAGCGCUGGAAGAAUGGAGCAACCGUGACCACUGCACCAAGCAGCAGCUCCAAAGCCUUAUCGGAACACUCACGUUUGCCACCAAAUGCGUCCCAGCGAGCAGCUUAUUUACUCGACGCAUGAUCGCCCUGCUAACCGACAACUACCACGAAAGGCUCAUCGCUCUCAACGGUGAAUUCCGUAAGGAUCUGGAAUGGUGGAAAGAAUUCCUCCCAGCCUGGAACGGCACCGCGUCCUUCAUCCAGCCGGACUGGACAAGAUCUGACGUCCUGGACCUUUACACAAACGCGUCUGGUACUCUCGGGCUUGGUGCAUAUUUUCAUGGGUCAUGGUUCCAACUGCGCUGGCCACCGUGGAUUAUCCAGCGGAAGCCAUGCAUCGAGUACCUCGAGCUGAUACCGAUACUCCUCAGCCUAAUUGUUUGGGGCUCUAAGCUGCAAAGAAAGCGGAUCAUCUUCCACUGCGACAACGAAGGCGCCACCCUGGCCUGGGAGAAUCUACGCUCAACCAACGUUGGCGUGUUAGAUCUCAUGCGCCGCAUGUUAAAAGCCGCUGCCUGCGCUAAUAUGACUUUUACUAUAAAGCAUAUACGCGGCGUUAAUAACGCGAUUGCUGACACCCUAUCUCGUUUUCAGCGAAGCAGAUUCCGAGCGCUUGCACCAACAGCGUCGGAACGUCCGGAUCCAUGCCCGGACAUCUUCCCGCAGCUUCUAAUAGCAUACAGCGCACACGCGGCCUAA